UAUGUCAACUACUAUUUGUCUUUUAAUUAUCUUCGCUUAUCCACCCAAAAUAAACCUAAUUUUCAUCUCCUUUUAUUUUCUAUUUUUGUCCAUCGCUUAAGUUUCAAUUUUCCAAUUUCAACAAAACAAUCAAAAAAGAAAAGAAUGAGCGCAGGAAGAAUUAAUGAGACCUUUUACAUAUCGCAUGGUUCGCCUCUGCUGGCAAUCGACGAUUCGCUUCCAGCAAGGCAUUUCUUGAAGAGUUGGACACAUCAAAUAUUUCAACAAAAACCUAAAUCUGUUCUUAUAAUUUCUGGUCAUUGGGAAACAUAUGAGCCUACAGUUAAUGCCGUUGAUCGUGUUGAUACUAUCUAUGAUUUCUAUGGCUUCCCUCAUUCCAUGUAUAAGCUGAAGUAUCCUGCACCAGGAGCUCCAGAAUUGGCAAAGCGAGUGCAGGAGCUUCUAACCACAUCUGGAUUUAGGCAUGUAAAAGUAGACAAGAAACGAGGGCUAGAUCACGGUGCAUGGAUACCAUUAAUGCUAAUGUACCCUCAGGCUAACAUUCCUGUUUGUCAACUCUCACUUCAAAUGAACAAGGAUGCUACUUACCAUUAUAACAUGGGCCGAGCUUUGGCUCCUUUAAAGGAGGAAGGUGUUCUCAUUAUUGGUUCUGGUAGUGCUACCCACAACUUAAGGAGCCUUGAUAGAAAUGCUGGUGAUGAAGUUGUUCCAUGGGCUGCUGAGUUUGAUAAAUGGCUUGAAGAUGCUUUGGUUAGUGGAAGGCAUGAAGAUGUCAAUAAUUACCUACAAAAAGCACCAAAUGCAAAAAAGGCUCAUCCAUCGCCAGAUCAUUUUUACCCAUUGCAUGUAGCCUUGGGUGCUGCUGGAGAAGAUGCAAAGGCGGAGCUGGUACAUCGCAGCUGGAGCCUUGGUACCUUCUCGUAUGCCUCCUACAAGUUCACCGUUCCAAGCUAACUGUCGCGUAGUCAUAUUUAUACAUGUACCAUUUAUAAAGUUUGUGUAAUUUGUUUGAAGAAUGUGCCCAUCAUAUAAGAUGCAUGUUGUGUUGUUUAAAACUACAAUGCGGCCAACUAUAGAUUGUAACCUAUUGAGUAAUGCGUACUAUUAUCCAUACCCAACAAGAAAUGUACUUUUCUACUAUUAUUUUCAAUUCAUUUGAUCAUGGGAUUGUGCAUGUAAAGUAUGUAAUUGAUUCUUCAAAGUUGAUAUGGUUUUCUAGCGUGUACUUCCUCUGUUUCAUUUAA
This is a messenger RNA of Amaranthus tricolor (Joseph's coat), 1244 nucleotides long. Its product is annotated as extradiol ring-cleavage dioxygenase. Gene Ontology annotation, molecular function: ferrous iron binding; zinc ion binding; oxidoreductase activity, acting on single donors with incorporation of molecular oxygen. The record is from RefSeq and is a predicted model, not a curated record. Lineage: Eukaryota; Viridiplantae; Streptophyta; Magnoliopsida; Caryophyllales; Amaranthaceae. The transcript is spliced from 3 exons. Bases 145 to 954 code for a protein of 269 amino acids.